Arvicola amphibius (Eurasian water vole) is the source of this 3210-nucleotide messenger RNA. It is a transcript of the gene Pcdh8, whose product is annotated as protocadherin 8. Gene Ontology annotation, cellular component: plasma membrane. The coding region runs from base 1 to 3210 and encodes 1069 amino acids. Gene Ontology annotation, biological process: homophilic cell-cell adhesion. The transcript is spliced from 3 exons. NCBI's taxonomy places the organism in Eukaryota, Metazoa, Chordata, Mammalia, Rodentia, Cricetidae. The record is from RefSeq and is a predicted model, not a curated record. Gene Ontology annotation, molecular function: calcium ion binding.
AUGAGUCCUAUGAAGCACUGGGGCAGCCCUUGCCUUUUUCCCUUGCAGCUCUUUAGUCUCUGCUGGGUGCUCUCAGUGGCCCAGAGCAAGACAGUCCGAUACAGCACCUUCGAAGAGGAUGCCCCUGGCACGGUCAUCGGGACCCUUGCAGAGGACCUGCACAUGAAAGUGUCUGGAGACACAAGCUUCCGCCUGAUGAAGCAGUUCAACAGCUCUCUGCUCCGGGUACGUGAGGGCGACGGGCAACUGACCGUCGGGGACGCAGGCCUGGACCGUGAGCGUCUGUGUGGCCAGGCUCCACAGUGUGUGCUGGCCUUCGAUGUGGUCAGCUUCUCCCAGGAGCAGUUCCGACUGGUGCACGUGGAGGUGGAGGUGAGGGAUGUCAACGACCAUGCGCCCCGCUUUCCCCGAGCCCAGAUCCCGGUGGAGGUCUCCGAGAGUGCUCCCGUAGGCACGCGCAUCCCCCUGGAGGUGCCUGUGGACGAGGACGUGGGUGCCAACGGGCUGCAGAGUGUUCGUCUGGCCGAACCUCAUAGCCCCUUCCGCGUGGAGCUACAGACGCGCGCGGAUGGUGCCCAGUGUGCAGACCUGGUGCUGCUCCAGGAGCUGGACCGCGAGAGUCAGGCUUCCUAUAGCCUGGAGCUGGUGGCUCAGGACGGAGGGCGACCGCCACGUUCCGCCACAGCAGCACUCAGUGUGCGCGUGCUAGAUGCCAAUGACCACAGCCCGGCCUUCCCCCAGGGUGCCGUGGCCGAGGUAGAAUUGGCCGAGGACGCACCUGUGGGAUCGCUGCUGCUGGACCUGGACGCUGCGGACCCAGACGAGGGUCCCAAUGGCGACGUAGUAUUCACCUUCGGCGCCCGCACCCCUCCCGAAGCCCGCCAUCUCUUCCGGCUCGACCCGCGCUCUGGCCGCCUCACCUUGGCCGGGCAGGUAGACUACGAGCGCCAGGACACAUAUGAGCUGGACGUGCGGGCUCAAGACCGAGGCCCAGGGCCCCGGACAGCCACCUGCAAGGUCAUCGUGCGUAUCCGAGACGUCAACGACAACGCUCCCGAUAUUUCUAUCACCCCUCUGGCCGCCCCGGGGGCUCCAGGCGCCUCGCCCUUCGCCGCCGCAGCCGCCGCCGCCGCACUCGGAGGAGCGGACACGGCCUCGUCGGUGGGGCCCGGGACACAGGAAGCCGGCGCCACCUCGCUGGUGCCAGAGGGGGCGGCGCGCGAGAGCCUGGUGGCGCUGGUCAGCACCUCGGACAGGGACUCGGGCGCCAACGGGCAGGUGCGCUGCGCCCUCUACGGGCACGAGCACUUCCGGCUGCAGCCGGCCUACGCGGGCAGCUACCUGGUGGUCACCGCGGCGUCUUUGGACCGGGAGCGCAUCGCCGAGUACAACCUAACGCUGGUGGCCGAGGACCGUGGCGCGCCCCCUCUGCGCACCGUGAGACCCUACACCGUGCGCGUGGGUGACGAGAACGACAACGCGCCGCUCUUCACCAAGCCAGUCUACGAGGUGUCAGUCCGCGAAAACAACCCUCCAGGCGCCUAUCUGGCCACAGUGGCCGCCCGCGACCCGGACCUGGGCCGCAACGGUCAGGUCACCUACAGGCUGGUAGAGGCCGAAGUGGGCCGCUCCGGGGAAGCCGUGUCCACUUACGUCUCGGUAGACCCGGCGACCGGGGCCAUCUACGCUCUGCGGAGCUUCGACUAUGAGACGCUGCGCCAGCUCGACGUGCGCAUCCAGGCCAGCGAUGGCGGAUCCCCCCAGCUUUCCAGCAACGCUCUGGUGCAAGUGCGGGUGCUGGAUCAGAAUGACCACUCUCCGAUCCUCGUGCACCCGGCGCCGGCCAAUGGCUCCCUAGAAGUAGCAGUCCCUGGACUGACUGCAAAGGACACAGCUGUGGCGCGCAUCCAGGCCCGGGAUGCUGACGAAGGCGCCAACGGAGAACUGGCCUUUGAUCUCCUGCAGCAGGAGCCACGCGAGGCCUUCUCCAUAGGCCGCCGCACGGGGGAGAUCGUGCUCACCGGGGACCUCUCGCAGGAGACUCCAGGCCGCGUGUUCAAGGCCCUGCUGGUCAUAUCCGACGGCGGCCGCCCUCCUCUCACCACCACAGCAACCGUCAGUUUCGUGGUCACAGCAGGCGGCGGGCCAGCAGCGCCUGCCAGUGCCGGGAACCCGGAGCACUCCCGGCCACCUGGCUCUCGCCUCGCGCCGUCGGGGCCUUCGCUGCAGUGGGACACGCCGCUGAUCGUCAUCAUCGUGUUAGCCGGGAGCUGCACGCUGCUGCUUGCCGCCAUCAUCGCCAUCGCCACCACCUGCAACCGCCGCAAGAAGGAGGUGCGCAAAGGGGGGGCCCUCCGGGAAGAGCGGCCCGGGGCGGCGGGCGGCGGAGCCUCGGCCCCUGGCUCCCCGGAGGAGACCGCCCGGGGAGCUGGGCCCAGGCCCAACAUGUUCGACGUGCUCACCUUCCCUGGCAGCGGCAAAGCGCCCUUUGGCAGCCCCGCGGCCGACGCGCCCCCGCCCGCGGUCGCCGCGGCCGAAGUGCCGGGCUCGGAGGGCGGCAGCGCCACUGGGGAAAGCGCCUGUCACUUCGAGGGGCAGCAACGGCUCCGAGGCGCGCACGCCGAGCCCUACGGCGCCUCUCCGGGCUUCGGGAAGGAGCCUGCGCCCCCUGUGGCGGUUUGGAAGGGCCACUCAUUCAACACCAUCUCUGGCCGAGAAGCUGAAAAGUUCAGCGGCAAAGACAGCGGAAAAGGAGACAGUGAUUUCAAUGACAGUGACUCCGACAUCAGCGGGGACGCUUUGAAAAAGGACCUCAUCAAUCACAUGCAGAGUGGACUGUGGGCGUGCACUGCUGAAUGCAAGAUCCUGGGCCAUUCUGAUCGCUGCUGGAGCCCAUCCUGUGCCGGACCCAAUGCACACCCCCCUCCUCACCCACCAGCCCAGAUGUCAACCUUCUGUAAGAGCACAUCCCUGCCUCGGGAUCCUCUGCGCAGGGACAAUUACUACCAAGCCCAGCUGCCCAAGACAGUGGGGUUGCAGAGCGUCUAUGAGAAAGUGUUGCAUAGAGACUAUGACAGGACAGUCACUUUGCUCUCCCCUCCCCGUCCAGGGAGGCUCCCAGACCUGCAGGAGAUUGGAGUACCCCUCUAUGAGUCCCCUCCUGGUGGCAGAUAUGUGUCCCCAAAGAAGGGGGCCAAUGAAAAUGUGUAA